AGAUGUCUCGAAACACAUUGACGAUGCCAACUGUCGAUGGGCGGUUGCCGCGGCGCGGGCUGGCCGUUGGAAUACACAGAAAAACGUGGUCGAGCGCCAGGAGACGAUCUCACGGGAUUAGUGUAACCGUUACCGAUCGGGAGGGCGAAGGAAAGCGAUCUAGCACACCAACGUGGUCGCAAUACGAUGGACACAUUGCUGGCGGCCGAACCCAGUGGCUUCCUUUGAAACCAUGGAGGAUCGGUCCUAUACGGCGCGUGGCCUUUUUAGGCUAUUCUCUACCGGGGACUAUGGGGACAAGGGCUUCUCCGCGGCAGGGAGAGAACUGGAGAAGGUUGCGGGCUAUGACGAGCCCCCUAUUCGGAUUUCAGCGGCAACGGCCGCAGGCUACGUUUCCCACCUCAUCUCGGUUAGGCUGGUCCCGAAUGGCCGGUCAACGGCUCCGAGUCGGCGGCGAGGAGGGGAGAGGGAUGCUAAUUUGUAAGUCGGGAGCGAAGUUGCGCAUGGCGCAGCAAAUGCCAUGCCGACUUCGGGCGUGCCAGCGGGCUCGCGACUCGUGCGCUCGCACAGAUCUGUCGUGUGAUGGAUGGGGGAUGGCCAUGCGUCGAGGCAAUCGGGGAGGACAGCAGGGCAG
Messenger RNA from Durotheca rogersii, 634 nucleotides. RefSeq lists its product as uncharacterized. NCBI's taxonomy places the organism in Eukaryota, Fungi, Ascomycota, Sordariomycetes, Xylariales, Xylariaceae. The record is from RefSeq and is a predicted model, not a curated record. The annotation marks the transcript as partial. The transcript is spliced from 3 exons.